Molecule: messenger RNA, 10033 nt
Organism: Oncorhynchus tshawytscha (Chinook salmon)
Lineage: Eukaryota; Metazoa; Chordata; Actinopteri; Salmoniformes; Salmonidae
Product: E3 ubiquitin-protein ligase TRIM71
Exons: 9
Coding region: 1244-3763 (839 amino acids)
Biological process (GO): proteasome-mediated ubiquitin-dependent protein catabolic process; protein polyubiquitination
Molecular function (GO): ubiquitin protein ligase activity; zinc ion binding; protein binding
Source: RefSeq, a predicted model, not a curated record
AUCAGUCAGCAACACGCGCCCAUAAACAAGGACGGGAAGAGCGCGUGGCCAGCAAUAGGAGCGCACCGUGUUGUGUAUGUGUCUGUGUUUCAGAGCGCGUUUACCAGAACAGAAAAUAGAACUACAGAUAGAAAAAUUGGGACUACAGAAUCGCUAUAAAACGGCCUUUCAAUUGCAACUUCGGAGUUCCUCCAGGCUUAUGCGAUUGGAGUGACUCGGAGGCUCGUGCCUUUCCCCCUUCCAAGGUUCCAGAGAGGCGCUUAGAAAAGCCCUGUGCAUUCCUCCUCUCGAAGAGAGGGAGGGAGGGAGAGAGAAAGAAGGGGGAUACGUAUACGUAAAUGCAUACGUGCCUGGAGCUGGUUUCGACUGUGGGACUGUGCAUAUAGAAGGGGGGGUUUAAAAACGGAGACGGUUGGGGUUAUUUUGUCGCCAAACGGACCUAUAGAGCGGCAAUGAGAUCGAGUUGCUGUUGAGCCAAUGCUUUGAUGAAUAAUUUACGGUCUUGUCGGCGGAGAGAGAGCGAACCGAAACCACCGUCUUCUGCAAGCCUCUGACGCCGUUGGAGAGGGCCCGGAUGGUGGACUAGAGGGCCGACAACGUUGACGCUAAAACGGGACGAAAUAUUUGCAUUGAGUAGUGUGAUGCUGUGUUGGUUGGGGAGGAAAAAAGGAGCUUUGGGCACUUUGAGGGGGAUCCUGUACAACAUCUGUUUUCGGACUAUUCUAUAAACCUGCCAGGCCGCGACAUCUACAACAAAAACAACAACAAACGAAUGAAUAAACAAAAACCAGUGAACUCUAAAGGUGGCUCUUUUGGAUUUGCCCUCAUGAAAAUAGCCCACACAAAAAAAGACAGAAUAGAUUUAGGCCUAUGUAAAGUUGGCCAUAAUUGUAGUGAGUAGCCUGUAAUAAUUAUUAUAAAGCCGUAUCCAAGUGAAGAUAGUGUUUCAUUGUGAACUGAAAUUAAUAUUGCUAAUUUGAUUUGAAGAGAAUCUUAUAAAAAAAGGGCGGACUUUAUUUGCGUAUCUGGCGUCAGUUGACGGUUAUUUUUUGGAGAUAACACCUAUAGGGCCAAUCCUAUGUAUGUGGAGCAUUUUGACUGUAAAAAACUACCUACCUCAAGAACCUGUUUUCCACAGAAGAGAACACAAGGGGAGAAACAAACGUACGUUUCCCAAAUGAAUACCCCAGUAAUACCUGAGUGGAUGUUUUUAUAAAGUGUAGCCUUGUUUAAAACCCCUCAGAUGGCUUCAUUCUCAGACUCCGACCUACAAACCUGUCCUCUCUGCAAGGAGCUCUGUGGCUCCUCCUCCACUCCUAUUUCCUCCAACUCCUCCACCUCAUCCUCCUCAUCUCAUUCCUCCUCCUCGUCGUUCUCCUCCCGGCGCCUCCAUGUCCUCCCCUGCCUCCACGCCUUCUGCAGGCAGUGUCUGGAGGGCCAGCGCAGCCCUGGGGACCCUCUCAAACUCAGCUGCCCCACCUGCAAUCAGAAGGUCUCCAUCUCUGAAGCCGGAGUAGACUCCCUCCCUUCCUCCAACUUCCUCUUCAGUAACCUUCUGGAUGUGGUGGUGAGCUCCGAGGAGCAGCUCCAACUCGGCCAGAAUAUCAACGGCCACCACCGGGGGGUCAGCAGGGGCUCCAUACCCGGGUUCCACCACCCCCACGGCGGACUCCUCCGCCCACACCGCCUGGGAGAGCCUACGUGUAGCUCCUGUGACGAGGGGAACCCGGCCGGCUCCCACUGCCUGGACUGCCAGGAGUACCUUUGUGAUAACUGCGUCCGUGCCCACCAGAGGGUCCGGCUGACCAAGGAUCACUUCAUUGAGAGGCUAGCUGAGAGCCUGCACCAGCACCAAGCGGGUCGAGGCAAGAUCAUCCCCAUCGGAGGAGGUGGAGAAGGGGGGGGGGGCGUGGAUGUCUCCCUGGCCCAGUCCUUUCACUACAACUUCUCCCUGCUACCUUUGUUCCAGGACAGGAUGAGCUUCUGUCAGAACCACGACAACGAGGUGUUUCUGUUUUUCUGUGAGACGUGCUCGGUGCCGAUCUGUAGGGAGUGUAGCGUGGGCAGACACGUGGGCCACAGCUUCGUCUAUCUACAGGAUGCUGUCCAGGACUCCAGAGCCAUCACCAUCCAGCUACUGGCCGACGCACAGCAAGGAAGACAGGCUGUACAGCUGAGUAUGGAGAAAGCCCAGGCCAUAGUGGAGCAGGUAGAGAUCAAGGCCAAGGUGGUUCAGACAGAGGUGAAGAACAUCAUGAUCAGACACAAGAAAGCCCUGGAGGAGAGAGAGUGUCAGCUACUCUGGAGGGUUGAGAAGAUUCGCCAACUGAAAGCCAAGUCUCUGUACCUGCAGGUAGAGAAGCUGCAUCAGAACCUGACAAAGCUGGACAGCACCAUUGCAGCCGUCACUCAGGUGCUCGACGAGGGCCGUCACCUGGACGUGCUGCUGGCCAGAGAGCGCAUGCUGACCCAGAUCCAGGAGCUCAAGUCUCUCAGAGGCCUGCUGCAGCCACAGGAAGACGACAGGUUCAUGUUCAUGCCUCCAGACCAGGCCCUGUACAUAGCCAUCCAGUCCAUGGGGCUGAUCAGUAGCGGAGCGUUCGCUACCGUCACCAAAGCUCAUGGAGAGGGCCUAAAGACCGCACUCCGCGGCAAGCCUGCAUCCUUCACCGUGAUUGGCUACGACCAUGACGGGGAGCCCCGCCUCUCGGGCGGUGAUGCGGUGUCAGCAGUAGUGAUGGCAGCAGUGGAUGGUAACCUGUCGGCUGCCGAGGUGUGUGACCACCUGAACGGGUCAUACACAGUCAGCUACCUGCCCAAAGCAGAGGGAGAAUAUCUGGUGUCAGUUCUGGUCUGUAACCAGCACAUCAUGGGUAGCCCCUUUAAGGUGCUGGUGAAGUCUGGGCGGAGCUAUUGCGCCCUGGGGUCCCCGGUGUCUGCAUUCGGUGGGGAGGGGGAGGGGGAGGGGCAGCUGUGUCGCCCCUGGGGGAUCAGCGUGGACAAGGAGGGAUACGUGGUGGUGGCCGACCGCAGUAACAACCGCGUACAGAUCUUUAAACCGUGCGGUGCCUUCUACCACAAGUUUGGCUCCCUGGGUUCUCGCCCCGGUCAGUUUGACCGUCCAGCGGGCGUGGCAUGCGACAGCCAACGCCGGAUCAUCGUGGCGGACAAAGACAACCACCGCGUGCAGGUGUUCACUUUCGACGGGCAGUUCAUGCUCAAGUUUGGCGAGAAGGGCACUAAGAACGGGCAGUUCAACUACCCCUGGGAUGUGGCGGUGAAUUCUGCAGGGAAGAUACUGGUCUCUGACACCAGGAACCACCGCGUCCAGCUCUUUGGCCCUGAUGGGUCCUUCAUCAACAAGUACGGCUUUGAGGGCGCUCUGUGGAAACACUUUGACUCACCGCGCGGCGUCGCCUUCAACCACGAGGACCACCUGGUCGUCACCGACUUCAACAACCAUCGUCUGCUGGUUAUCCGGCCGGACUGCCAGUCUGCCCGGUUCUUGGGCUCAGAGGGAACCGGUAACGGUCAGUUCCUGCGUCCGCAGGGUGUGGCUGUGGACCAGGAGAACCGGAUCAUCGUGGCUGACUCGAGGAACCACCGGGUGCAGGUAUUCGAGCCCAACGGGAACUUCUUAUGUAAAUUUGGUAUGCAAGGGAGUGGCUUUGGACAGAUGGACCGCCCCUCCGGUGUUGCCGUGACGCCUGACGGAGUCAUCGUGGUCGUCGAUUUUGGAAACAACCGCAUCCUCAAGUUUUGAAGAGUUCUAAUAACUUUUUGCUUUCUUUCUUUUUCUUUCUUUUUUUGCUCUCUGUUUCUCAGUUUGGGAGAGGAAAUAAAAGAGAGGAGGAAUCAACAGACAGACACACAGAGAGAACAGUUAAAACAGAGAGAUGAACAGAGCAGACGGAAAUACUUUAUUACGAAAUUAAGGGAAAACACGGAUUUGUUGAUUAUUGUUUGUAUUUCUUUACAUUUAGCUUCAGAUUGUGGUAUACUGUAUGACAAAGGGGACCACUAAGAUGAUUGAUAAUCAUUAGUGAAAGUGACAAAAAAGAGAUCCGUAAUUUCUAUUUUUUCUAUCUCAACUGCUCAAAGCUCUCUCGCUAAACUCUCCUCAAAUCGCCAUCUCAGGGACUUUUCUCACUUUUUCUUGAAAUAUUGAACCCACUGCUCCACCACCUACCUCAUCUAGUUCUUUAUGAAUGUACUCACACUCUCCGAGCAGAGGUCUAGUCCGUCAAGUUUUACAAAGAAGAAAAGAAAGUCUACCUCAAUACUGAAUUUUAUUUAAAGAGCAACAUAAAAAUGUUUUUAUAUAUAUAUAUAUAUAUUUGCACAGGAUUAAUAGGAUUCAUGCUGUGCAUCUUGGGUAAUGUGUUUUGUUGCUGAGACACUCGGAUGCUGUAGUUCUACGCUGCAUGUUUAGUUCUGGUUAUAGAAGCCCGACCUGACCUGUAGUGUAGUCUAGAGCGUUCAGUGGUGUCAUUUGAUGUUAUCUAGAUUUAGGGUAGCUUGUUAGUUAGUAAAUCUCUGUUUAGAAUUGCCCCCUCAUCUCUCAAUGUGUAGUGUCAUGGCACUGUCAAAAGAAGAAGAGAGGGUUUUAUGUAAUGCCAAGCCUGUUUAGACUGAUUCAGCAUUAGUUAGUUAAUUAGUUAGUUAGUUAGCUCAAGCCACAGGAGGAGACUGAUGUUGAGGUAAAACUGAUCAGUAGAAUCAGAAGAAUCUCCUUUAAGCUUUACUAGUUUAUUGAUUAUAGAUCGCAGCGGAGCUGGGACAGAUGCAGUUUGAUAAUUGGUUGGAAUCACGAGGUAGUCGUUGUUGUGGGGAGAUUGUCCCUGCUGUCCCAAAUGAUCCUAUUAUCAAUUGACUAUUGUUGAUUCCCCUGUCAGGCAUCAAAGUAUUACAGGAAUAUGUUCAUGAUUGAUUAAGCAAAGCAUGCUGGAUCUAUAUACAGUAUAAGAAAAAUAAUGAAAAUGCAAAAAAAAAAAUGAGUGUUUGUCUACUCUGAAACAGAGGGCCCACCAAAGUAUUUUAGAAGUUUAUCUGGAGUUAUCAGGAUGUUGUAUCAGUUAUUGAUUUGGAAUCGUGUCGGAGUGACAUCUUGUUGUGAAUGAUGCAGGUGGAGAACGAUGCCUCCAUAAAGAGAGCAUCUUGAGUAACUGUCCACAGGACGUGACCGACAACAGUGAGAGCUAAUAAGAGAUCAGGGUUGGAUUGUGUGUUGAUUUGGGGGGCAUUCCGAUUUGCUCUUGGGGCCUAGAAUUGAAUCUAAUCCCCUUGUGAUGUCACUGCAAAGCCCCUCCCUAUUUAUUAACUUCCAGUCUGGAAUGCUGGAGAGAGAGAGAGUUCCGGAGCAUGUGCAUAAAAAAAGUUAUUGGAAAUGUUUUUAAACCAUUGUCUUAAACUCAGGGCCGUGAGAGAAGAAAAUCUAAAAAGCAAUUGAACAUGUUUAAUUCACUUCACAAACUUCAUCUGAAAGUUUCUGUAUUGAUUAUUUUAAACCCAAGAACAUGUUUUAGAACAGUAAUCUCAGUAAGAAAUAUGCUAACAUGAUUGCAAUUGCUAGCUAGAUAGCUAAAAUGGUUCCCUAGCAACAAACAUCUUAAGAUUUGUAAGAAGAUAUUUGAGAAGUUCGUAAGAAAAUCAUUACAUCUUAAGAUAUUGUUGAGGAAUUGCACUUACGAACUAUCUUAUGAACUUCUUAUUUUCUUUCUUAAGAAGCUUCUUAAGUUUUUGCGUAAGAAGCGUUUUGUGAAUCUGGGACCUGACCUCCAAAAGAUGGAGGUAUAUAGAGCCCAGCUAGUGGAGUCAACCAAAGAUAGAAUUUCUGCACAACGGCCACCUGUAGGUUUGGCAUCUAAAGAACUACAAAUUGAAAGAAACACUUUGUUGUUUAAUCAUUAGUGUUGGAGGUCUAAAACCCUCCAACUCUCACCAAAAAGAUGCAUUCAAAGCACUGUCAAUGCUGUCAAUGACAGUCAGGUGGGGAGAAGAGGAAUAUAGGGCCAACUGUGGUGAAAUAUUAUUAACAUUCACACAGUACUGUAACUUCCUGUUGAGACAAGAAUCCCAGCCAUAUAAAACUCAAUAGGUUUAUGUAGCUUUGAUUUUGAAGUACUUUUCAGGCCCACGUCUGAGGAGAACGUUGUAGAAAGGUCUGAAACCAGACCAUAUCGCACAGCAACCAAAGAGUAUCUGUGUGUGAUUUCAGUCUAGCAUCACCACCUAUGUUAACGUGACACUGACUCAUAACUCAUAUGACUCAUAACUGGCAUCCCUUAUUAGCAUUAGCAUCUCAGCCUACACAACCAUUGAGUGCUAACAGAUUCCUGAUUUAUCACCUCUGAGGUGGAACUGUUAGAGGGGUUGUAAAUACCCCUUUCCCUUGUAAAGUUAGCCACUCCCUUAGCAUAUCCUAGCCUAGCGGUAUGGGUGCUAUUAGUGGGUCGCUGACUGAACUUCUUACCUCAGAGUAAAGAGUAGGCCUGCACUUUCCAUCCUAAUUUGCAUCAACUUACACAUCUCUUCAUUUACCUCAACAUAUAUAUACCUCAACUUUCAUAUUCCUCACAUUUACCCAUGUGUAUCUCAAUUCUAAUGUAGCCUACCUCAACCAGCAUAUACAUACUGUUACAGUACCUACAUUCUCAGACCUCAUCAACAUACAAAUGUCAUUUUGCAAAUAUACCUCAGCACACAUUUGACCUCACACUUGAAAUGCCUCAUGUUACAUACAGUACACAAUAGGCCUACCUCUCAAGUAUGUUGACUAGUAACUUAUAAACAUAAAGUCUCUCUUAUGGACUAUAUACCUUAGUUUCACUUUACUUUAGUUUUUAACAUACCUCAUGUUACUUUUACCUCAACUCAUAAUUGAAUACAUGUUACCUCACCUGUCAGACCAAAGAUCUCCAUUUAAUUUGAAAUUACAAGUUACAAAUGGCCUUCUCUUCACACUGUGUCCAUGAGUGGGUUGUUUAGAAGUGUGGUGAAUUAUGCCUUUUAAUCAUAUGGAGAAACCAAAUAAUGCAGAUCUGAGAAUUGUGCCAAAAAGAUAUCUGUGAGAGUUUGGUGCCAAAUGGAGUUGGCAUCAGAAUGACACUGUCAUAGAUGGAGAAUGUCAUUGGACCAUUAUAUCCUAGAUAUGUGUUUAGCGAAUCAAAGCAGUUGGGGACAGAUCCCUGUGCUUUGAUUGGAUGCACUUAGGGGGGCUGGCCCCCUUUUGCUUUACCUCAUUUUGCAGAUCAGCAGAGCUGUAACCUGAUUGUCCAACAGUGAGAGUGAUUGUGAUGUCACUGUUGGCUGAUUGGCCUUAGAGUCUUAGUGAUGUCAGAGGCACAUGAUCAUGUAAGAUACCCCUUGUCAUUUGUUGCCAUGCGUUAGCGGGAGAGGGAGUGUUCUCUCUAAAGAGUUAGGACCUCCAUCUUACUCCCCUUAGAUGUACAAGAACGACCUCUAAUUGCAGCACAAUACACCAUUUCUCCUCAGUAAGAACAUUUACAAGUGUGGACUUUAGAGUUAGCGUAGUGUUGGUUGAGGAGGAUAGUAAUUUAUUUUGAGAUGAGUGUAAAAGUCUAACUCUUUGACAAUGCAAAACUGUGGUGUAUAGGAACACAUUGAGUGAAUAAGAUGUUUAUUUCACAUUAAUAAGCCUGUUUAGUACAUGUUAAUACAGUGGAGACGUUAGCACAUUAAAGGGCAAGUGAGUUGGAGUCCCCAGACCCUGCUGCUUAGAACCCACAACCGCUUCACCGAUAUGAUCUGUCGAUGGGUUUCAGUAUUACUAUAUGAAAUGUGUAGUCUGCAUCAAUCUUUUUUUAAAUUAAGUUGCAGGAAAUCAAUCUUUUUUUUAAAUUAAGUUGCAGGAAAUUCUAUCUUUAAGAUCCUUAGGUCUUCACUCUUAAAGAGGAAAAACAUGUAUUUUAAACUGUUUUGUUCAUUGUUUUUAUUUUUCAUUUGUUGCAUUCUUUCAAAAUUCUCUACAGUGAACCAACGUCUCACAGAUAAAUGGGUGUUGUAAACUCAGAUGGGUGGGUUACUGAAUCUGGAUGAUUUUAUCAUGAUUAUAUAGCCAAAGAUGUGUGUGUGUUAGGAGUACAUUGGAUGUAUUUAACCUUUUGACCUUUGCGAAUGUAUUUCCUAUAACCAAGAGGCUCUGCAGAAGCCAAUCAGUGCUCGACUGGCCAUGUCUUGAAUCCUGAGAUGGGAAAAAAACAGCUCAACUCGCCAUCCCUUAAAACAGAGAUGUAGCAGAGCCAGUUAGUACAACAACAACUUGUAAAGCUGCACAGUCAGCUUUUUUUUAAACCCCCCCCCUCCUGUAGUGUUUUUUGCAACCUCAUACACUAUCUGUGAAAAGAAGCUAGGUUUAUUUACAAGUUUAGCUGCCUAGCAUCGCUAGAAUCGCUUGAUUCCCCCUCAAUGAUAUCCGGGAAGUGUGGUGAUGUCUUCGGAGGAUGUGAUUGGUCACCUGUACUCCUGUUGGGCGGGGGUUUUAUUGGCCCGUGUGGUUCUGUCCACCAUUUUGUUUCAGGCCUCUCUUAGCAUUAAGAGAAAAUAAAAAGAAGAGAUGUUUUUAAAAGUGAAACUGCACCAGCUGGAAAGUCUGCAAGGUCUUAGACCUCUGUCAAUGAUUGUAUCAUCUUUAAAGAAAAAAAAAAUAUGAAAAAAAAUUGAAAGAUAAAAAAGAAAAGAAACUCAGGUAGUUCUAUGUCCCUACCCUGUGGGUGUCACAGUGUAACAUGUCUCCCCAGUGAUGCGGGUGUCACAGUGAAACAUGUCCCCCCUUGUGAUAAUGUAGUGAACCUUUCUGUUAUGACCUCAGUACUGGUCUCAUUGGUCACGUUUCAGGACAUUCUUGUUUUGCAUUCGCGCUGUCCAAACGAUGAGAUUUCUAUAUGGUUCCUGUGCUUUUAAACACCUCUACAGGCUUUGUGAGAUGUGCAGCACGACUGUGGUAAAGACGGGCUGGAACGCGACCAAAAGUUCUAUGUGUGUGUCCGUUUAGCAUAGUACACAUUAGUUUUCAAUCUGGAAAAGAACCGUAUAAUUUUUGGGGGGCUUUUUAGAUAAUCUCCCUCAAAUGUACUCUUUUAUUUUCAUGUUUUAUUUUUGUUUCAUUUUUCAAUUGUUUGAUUAACACAAAAGGACAAAUACUCCAGACCACACAACUCUCUGUGACCCUUUUGGAAUGUAUUUCUUUAAAGAAAAGGGUUUGUUGGGAGUUCAUGUUGAUUUUCGAUCACACCCAAUCCGUUGCUAGCAGGAACACAGGACAGGACUGAUACUGUGCUACCAACCAAUCAGAGUCUGGAGAAUUAGAACGGAUGCCACAUUGUCAUCCAAUAUUCCAUGCCAAUGAUGUUCCACUGAGUUGCAAUUUAGAAUGUUACUGUCAUGGAGCUUUUGUGACAAUAUGGCAUCUUUAAGAAUCUCAGUUUAUCAACACUUAGACUCUCUGUACGCCUAUUCCUCCAGGGCUUAGUAAUGCACAGCUAAUUCAACAUCACAGCUUUUAACAAGGAGUUGUCCUAACAAGUUGUCUAGAUAAAACAAGGAGUUAUCGGCUCUUAAAAUUGUUUUACCCUGUUCUGUCCUGUAUCCUGUGUGCAGGCAGGUAGUGUGUGUGUGUUUGUGCGCUGCAUCGUGUUGUUGAACAGAAAUCCACUGAAUGUAUUCUCCUCUCAGUCCACGAGGUAGGAGGAAGGCAGGGACCAGCCAAGUUUAGAUGGGUGCUGCUGGCGCUUCUAUAUGUGUGUGUGUGUGUGUGGGGGGGCGCACAUCCAUGAGUGUUUUGUGUUGGUGUACUUUCGUGUGUGUAUGUGCAUGCGCAUACCUGUGUGCGUUUGUGUGUUUCCCCCUUUCACACUGUGGUUGGUGUAGAAGUGCCGAUGUCAGGUCUUCAGUCUAAAUAUGGCAAAGUAGACUAUAAUAUAUCGGUUACCUGCUACACUCUGUCUUCUGUGGACUAUAAACGUUUCCUAUGCAGUUAUUUGGUUUACACUUAAAUAAACUUGUAUUUCUUUGA